AUGGUGGAGUCAUUAGCCAUAACGCUGAACGGAGAUGGGGGUGACCUGCCGCCCAGAAGAGCGAGGCUGGGCAUCGCCUGUGGGGCCUGUCAGAAAAUAAUCCAGAAGCUAGUGGAAAUGGUGGGAGACCAGCCUGACAAGGACAGCAUCUCCGAGGCUGCAUCCCGGGUGUGUGGCAAGGUGAAGUUGCUGAGUAGCAUUUGCAAGAAGAUCAUGAAGACCGUUCUUCGUAUCGUCUCUAAUGAUAUCAUGGCUGGCAAAACACCCCGUGAUACCUGUGUGGACAUCAAGAUGUGCAAACCUAAGCAGGUUUUCAUCUGAGCCUCUGGGGCCCCUGAGCCCACCCUGAGGGGAGAAAGCACAAGAACUUCAUCACUGGAGGCCAGAUCCUCCCUCCCUAAUCCAGAGUCCGCCUCCAGUUUCUUUCAAGUUCCUCCUCCUCUACCUUUCCCUCUCAGGAGAA
Hipposideros armiger (great roundleaf bat) is the source of this 463-nucleotide messenger RNA. It is a transcript of the gene GNLY, whose product is annotated as granulysin. The coding region runs from base 1 to 321 and encodes 106 amino acids. Lineage: Eukaryota; Metazoa; Chordata; Mammalia; Chiroptera; Hipposideridae. The record is from RefSeq and is a predicted model, not a curated record. Gene Ontology annotation, cellular component: cytolytic granule. Gene Ontology annotation, biological process: antimicrobial humoral immune response mediated by antimicrobial peptide; killing of cells of another organism; defense response to bacterium. The transcript has 4 exons.